Molecule: messenger RNA, 930 nt
Organism: Yarrowia lipolytica CLIB122
Lineage: Eukaryota; Fungi; Ascomycota; Dipodascomycetes; Dipodascales
Cellular component (GO): small-subunit processome; nucleolus
Molecular function (GO): small ribosomal subunit rRNA binding
Source: RefSeq, a predicted model, not a curated record
AUGCGACAAAAGAGAGCGAAAAACUACAAGAAGCAGAUGCAGAGCUACCAUCUGAACUUCAAGUUCCGAGAGCCCUACCAGGUUCUGGUGGACCACGACCUCAUCAUUGAAUGUGUCGAGCACAAGUACGAUUUGCUGAAGGGUCUCCAAAGAACGCUUCAGACCAAGGAGGUCAAGCCCAUGAUAACGCAACACAGUCUGAACAAGCUGUUUGAGAGCAACAACGAGGAGGCCAUUCAGCUAGGCAAGACCUUUGAGCGUCGACGAACCCUGCAUUUCGAAAAUAGCACUGAGACCCAGGAGAAAAAGCUGAAGUACAAUGGUUCCAACGCUGCCCGGAAGAUGCAUCCCAGCGAGGCCAUUUACAAAUCGGUUGUUGUCGACGGCUCCAAUGUCCACAGAUACGUUGUUGCUACACAAGAUCCUAGUUUGCGAGGUCGACUUCGGUCCAUUCCUGGAGUCCCUCUCAUUCAUAUGAACCGAGCCAUCAUGCUGCUGGAGCCCUUUUCCCCUGCUUCUGAGCGUGCUCGUCAGCUGAUUGAGGCGUCCAAGCUCACAUCCGGUCUCAAUGCCGUAAAGCGAAAGGCACCUGAGGGAGAUGAAGAGCAGGCCAAGAAGCGAAAGGGUCCAAAGGCGCCUAACCCUCUGUCAGUCAAGAAGAAGAAGGUAUCUAAGGAGGAUCAGGGUAAGCGAGAGCGACCUGAGGAGAAGGAAGAUGAUUCCCAGUCAGUCAAAAAGGUGCGACGAAAGCGUGCCAAGAGAAAAGAUGGUGAGGGGGGAGAAUCCAAUGAGGGUGGAGAGACUGAUGAAGUUCCUCAACUUGUGAAGGAUUCCCCCAGAACUGGAGAGGAUAAUGAGACUAAAGAGGAGACUCCCAAGAAGGAAACGAAUUCGGAAGGCAAGGACGAUGUUCCUAUGAGCGACGAAUAA